AUGUUUCGCUCGACUGUACCUCUUGUGACGCGCGAUACUGGAUUAUACUUAACGCGAUGGUUCGGUGAGAGGCUUACGACCGUAAGCACAAUUGUCCGUGAGUGUACUCCAUUUGGUGAACUUCACUGUUACAACAAUAUUGAAAAAGACUCAAAAAUGGCGGCGACCAGAAGUUGUUUCCUAUUCAUCGCCGUCCACUUGGUAUGCGCGAUCGCCGCCCAGGAGAUGGACAAGCGCGUGCCGCAGGGGUUCCUCGGCAUGCGCGGCAAGAAGUACCUGGACUCGGAGGAGCCGGAGCAGUUCUACAAGCGGAAGCCCCAAUUCUUCGUCGGCGUCAAGGGGAAGAAGAGUUACGACGAGGAGUAUAUCGACUACAAACGCACGCCCACCGGCUUCGUCGGAAUGCGGGGCAAGAAGGAGUAUCCCGAGCUGAUCCUGCUGCCGAACCCGGACGCCGCCGACAGGGCUGGCUCUCUGUUCGGCCAGAUAGACUAUACGGCCAACGAGCUCGGCCCGAUCGAGCCUUCCCUGGAGGGGCUCAUCAGCGACUACAUCCAGCGGCUGCAGGGCUCCAACCUCAGCCCGGAGCACGCGGAGGCGGCGGACGAAUACGACGGCGUCACCAACGAGGCGAAGAGGGGCUUGCACCAGUUCUACGGGGUGCGCGGCAAGAAGUCCGCGCAGAGCAAGCGGCCGUAUGACUUAUCUUUCCGCGGCAAGUUCAUCGGCGUGCGGGGGAAGAAGGACGGGAGGGGAGGCGCGCAGGAGAUCAAGUUCCUCUUGGGCCAGGGCGGCCCGUGGCCGAAGCGGAAGGCGCAGCUUGGCUUCGUCGGCAUGCGAGGCAAGAAGUGGACCGAUGAAUCCAGCCCCGAGGAGACACCCAAC
This is a messenger RNA of Iphiclides podalirius (scarce swallowtail), 885 nucleotides long. Lineage: Eukaryota; Metazoa; Arthropoda; Insecta; Lepidoptera; Papilionidae. The record is from the annotation of a GenBank genome assembly.